Messenger RNA from Mytilus californianus (California mussel), 1764 nucleotides. RefSeq lists its product as uncharacterized. NCBI's taxonomy places the organism in Eukaryota, Metazoa, Mollusca, Bivalvia, Mytilida, Mytilidae. The transcript has 2 exons. The record is from RefSeq and is a predicted model, not a curated record. Bases 40 to 1419 code for a protein of 459 amino acids.
CUCAAUUGUGAUAGGGCUAAUAGAAGACACCAGGCAAAAAUGAUAAACGUUAUGAACACUGCAUGGAAAAACGAGAAGCCCACAAUAAACUUCACUACCAGACCAUAUAAAGAACCUAGACUUAAUGAACCAUUGUAUGAUGGAAGUAAAACCACAAUCCUACAAUCAGUGUUGCGCCAUUUUGUGACUUUUUGCUCGAACAAUGGAAUGUCAAAGUCUGCAGUGAGCAUGUGUUUGUCAAAUGAAAAAAAAGUACUUCCUCAACCAAACAAGCUACCUAAAAGUUACAAAGAAGCACAUGACAUGGUGAAACACCUUUUGAUACCAACAACAACCUAUCAUUGUUGUGUCAAUGACUGUCAGAUAUUUAGACUUCAACAUUCAGAUGAUAUAAAGUGUGCUGUUUGUGAUGAGGAUAGGUACUUGACCAACUCCCAGAAUCCAAGAAAGACGUUUACCUAUAUACCCUUAGGUCCUAGACUAGCAAGAUGGUAUGGCACAGACAAUGUCUGUAAACUUCUGUAUUCCAAACAGGAGGUUGCAAAUGGAAAACUAGGGGAUUUUACAGAUGGAUCCAUAUAUCAAUCUUGGUAUGAAGAAGGGGGCGUCUUUGAAAACAUGGAAGAAUCGUUAACCGUUCCAUUAGCUUUAUUUACAGAUGGACUUAACCCGAAUAAAAGUAUGGCUACCCAAAAGUCCAUGUGGCCACUUAUUUUGACAUGGUUAAAUUUGCCUGUAAAUGUUAGACAAAUUCUUGGCCCAAUGAUGCUUGUUGGUAUUAUUCCAGGAACCAAAACAGAAGAACCAAAACAUCUUGAUCCUUAUUUAGAAUUAAUUGUGGAUGAACUAUUGACAUUAUCCGAAUCUAAACUUUUUAACACCUACAAAGGAGCACCCUGCAAAGUUAAAGUGGCACUAUUACAAUAUCAGUGUGAUAUACCAGCAUUUGGCAAGCUGUUACAUGUGUCAAGUCAGGCAGCAUUAAGAGGAUGCCCAUACUGUAGAGAAACUGGGGAAUACUGUAAAAACCUGCACAAAGUCGUCCACUUAAACAACAGAUCAUUUUUACCUACCAACCAUCAUCUACGAUCAGAUACCACAAACUAUGCAUCAAAGAGGGAAGAAUCUUCAACUACUCAGCACAUGUAUACCAACGAAGAAGAGUAUGACCUAAGGAAGCAAUAUGAUGAUCUACCAAACAAAAAUCAGAAAAACAAUAUGCAAAAAAGAACUGGUUUGAAAGGUACAUACAGCUUCAUGAAACUACCAUAUCAUAAGAGAUCAGAACAGAUGCAACCAGAUGGAAUGCACACAAUUGCUGAUGUUAUUGGUAAUGUUUUGGACACUGUUACUGGAAAAGAUGAUUCAAAGAAAGUAAGGCUAUGUGAACAAGAGUUCGAUCGUUUUAAAGACACUUAGGUGAAAGAAAAUACAGAUGUGACAGAAGAGUUAACAGACGAUUCCAGCAAUGAAGUAGUGGGUCAGAAAAGGAAAUCAGUUACUCAGAUAAAUGUGCAGCAGAAAAAGAAAAAGAGUAAUGAUGUUGUACAAUGUGUAUUACCACCUGCUCCUUGGAGGUUAGAUCGUACAGCUCUAGCAGUUGCAGAUAAGAGAGCCAAAAGUUUGCAAUACCCACCAGGUUAUGACUACCACCCAGACAAACAUUUCUCGAAGCCAUGGACACUCAGAACUAUGCAUGGGAAGCUUCAGUUUGUCACGAGCAAUGCUGCUGCUUGGUGUUUGCAUGGUUUGUUAGGACCAGAA